ACAAUUGAUUAGGGUUAUUGCUGGCUUCUGAACCUGCAGAAUCACCUCUCUAGAUCCUUGCUUCUUCUAGAAGUAAGUUUGUAGUUAAGCUUUCCCUGAGGUUCAAUAAAGAGAAAAAAACAGAUGCAAUUUGAACAUUGUAUAAAACUAGGCUCUUGAAGAUUCAGUUUCAUCAGCAAGAAUAAACUUUGAAAUGAUUAACCCUAAAACUGGAUUAACAUCUAAUUUUCUUCAGGUCAACGGGAACAGUGCUUUAGCCAGUCUCUCUGGAUCCUUGUUAGGAGCCAUUUCAGUUAUCACAGAAUCUGUAGCAUGCAUAGAAGUCGAGCAGGAAAAGUUCAUUGAAAUUGGGUGCUACUUUUACAGAAUUUCUCCAGCUAUAAUGGAGUUGCAGACAACUGAGAAUACCCCCAAAAAUGCUAAAGAGAUCCUGACUUCUCUAUCCCAAAGCAUAAACUUGGCAAAAGAACUUGUGGAGAAUUGUCAAAAAGGGAAACAACAUGUCUCAGAUACUGAACUGAGAAGCAUAAUUGCUCAGCUGGAGAGGGCUGUAAAAGAUAUGGGGGAAUGCCUAUGCUUGAUACCAUCAUCCACAUUCCAGGGUGAGGAAUAUGCAGAAAUUGUUGUCCGAUCUCUUUCGGAUGAGAUGCAGAAUGUCCAUUUUGAAGUCAGGCAACCCCAAGAGCUGGAAUCUCGGAUGAUUUCUGUAGUUGAACUGCCAAAGAAAGAAUUCACGCCAAUUGAAUCAGACCUUUACUCCAUCACUGUUGAAGUCUCCAGAGAAAAUUCUCAGGUUUUGAGUAUGCCUUUUGACAUCCCGAAAAGAACAAGCCAAAGCAGCCAAAGAAAAUCUGGGAGCACAAAAUACCUUACAGAAUUGUCACAGGUGGCUCAGUACAUUGAGCCUCUUUAUGAAACCUUCUCCUGUCCUUUAACAAAUGAGAUCAUGGAAGAUCCAGUAACCAUAGAAACUGGAAUAACAUAUGAGAGGAAGGCUAUUACAGAGUGGUUUGAAGCAUGUGAAAAUCCAGAGGAUAUCCGUUGCCCCACCUCAGGGAAGAAGCUGACAACCAGAGCUCUAAGCACCAAUGUAGCUCUGAGGACCACGAUAGAUGAAUGGAAGGAGAGGAAUGAGGCUGCAAGGAUCAAGGUCGCCCGUGCUGCUUUGUCCUUAGCCAGUUCAGAUAGUAUGGUGAAAGAAGCACUGAGAGAUCUGCAUAGCAUCUGCCAAAUUAAACCAUACAAUAAGAUCCAAGUUUGUGAUGCUGGAAUAUUGCCUUUGCUUGUAAAGUUCCUGGAGCAUAAAGAUGGACAUAUUAGAUGUGCAGUGUUGGAACUAUUAAGGCAACUGGCAGAGGAAGAUGAAGCAAAGGAAAUGAUUGGUCAGAUUUUGGAUAUUUCAACAUUAAUAAAGAUGAUAUCAAGCACUCUCCAGGCAGUAAGGCAUGCAACAUUGCUUCUCUUGCUUGAGCUUUCAAGAUCUCAGGUUGUGGGUGAAAAAAUUGGCUCAGCUGCUGGAGCAAUUCUGAUGCUGAUCAGAAUCAGGUAUAAUCGCAAUACUGAUCCCUUUGCUUCAGAAAAAGCAGAUGAAAUAUUAAAGAACCUAGAGAAGUGUCCUGACAACAUCAAGCGUAUGGCUGAGAAUGGAUUCCUGGAACCUCUUCUAAAUCAUCUUAUUGAAGGUUGUGAGGAGAUGCAGAUGGAAAUGGCAAGCUGCUUGGGAGAAAUAAUUCUUGGACAUGACAGCAAAACCUAUGUGGCUGAGCGGGCUUCUCCUUGUCUCAUCAAAAUGGUGCAGAGUGGGAAUACUCUGAUCAGAAGGGCAGCAUUUCAGGCUCUAGCAGAGAUCUCAUCUUAUCACCCAAAUGCAAGAAUACUUGUAGAAUCAGGCGUUGUGCAUAUCAUGGCUGAAGAAAUGUUCAUCCGGACAAUCUACAAUGAACCAAUGAACUCAAAGAAAGAAGCUGCUGCAAUACUUGCAAAUAUACUUGAGUCGGGGAUUGAUCAUGGAAUCCUCCAAGUAAACACUCAGGGCCACCCUGUGGAUUCAGAUUAUGUUCUCUAUGGCAUCAUCUACAUGCUCAAGAAUUCAACCCCAGAUGAACUCAACAUCAAUCUUAUCAGGAUACUCUUGUGCCUGACCGAGUCACCCAAAUCAAUGGCCACUGUUGUCUCGGUGAUCAAGGAGACUGAAGCAUGCUGCACGUUGGUUGAGAUCAUCAACAAUCCACAUGAAGAACUUGGGGUUGCAGUGGUCAAACUGUUGAUAAAACUCUCACCAUACGUUGGUCACACGUUAGCAGAAAGGCUCUGUAAAACCAGAGGUCUACCUGAGAAUCUAAUUGAAAUCCCAACUCAGACUAACCAAUAUAUCACAGAGAAGCAAGCACUUUCAGCAAAGCUACUGGCAAAAAUCCCCCACCAGAACUUGGCACUAAAUCUGGCUCUCCUCGGUAAGAAUAUUGUCCCUGGAGUCUUACAGACAAUCAACUUAAUUCAAAAAACUGGGACAAGAAGUAGCAGGUAUGCAAAUGCUUACUUAGAGGGCCUGGUGGGAAUUCUUGUCAGAUUCACAACUACACUAUACGAAACUCAAAUUUUGUUCCUUGCAAGAAACCACAACUUUACACAGGUAUUCACUGAACUGCUUGUGAAGACUUCCAGUGAUGAAGUCCAAAAGUUGUCAGCAAUUGGAUUGGAAAACCUUUCAUCAGAAUCAAUACAUCUAUCAAAACCACCACAACUCAAGAGAAAAAAAUUCAUGAAAUUGUUCUACCUCCCUAAGUCCCUAUCAUUUGGUUCAUCAAAGAAGAAAAAGAUACCGCUGUGCACUGUUCAUAGAGGAGUCUGCUCUUCACAAAGCACAUUUUGUUUGGUAGAUGCUAAGGCAGUUGAAAGGCUGCUAGCAUGUGUGGAUCAUGAGAAUGCUGAAGUAGUUGAAGCUGCAUUGGCAGCUAUAUGCACUUUGUUGGAUGACAAGGUUGAUGUGGACAGCAGUGUGAGCCUGUUGAGUGAAGUACAUGCAGUAAAACAUGUGUUGAAUGCUGUGAAAGAACACAAGCAAGAGGGCCUGUGGCAGAAAUCAUUUUGGGUGAUUGAGAAAUUCCUAGUGAAAGGUGGAGAUAAGUCUGCAUCUGACAUUUCACAGGACAGGCUGUUUCCAGCCACAUUAAUCAGUGCUUUCCAUCAUGGAGAUGGUAGUACAAGGCAGAUGGCCGAGAACAUUCUAAGACACCUUAACAAGAUGCCUAAUGUCUCUACUACUGCUUACUAUUCCACAUAAAGAAGGAUAUUCCAAUGUCGUCAUAGAAAUGCUGUAAAGAAAUGCCAGAUAAGAGCAAGUCUGCCUCAUCAGUGUAUGUAUAAAUCAUGUUAAGUUCU
This is a messenger RNA of Rubroshorea leprosula, 3381 nucleotides long. Lineage: Eukaryota; Viridiplantae; Streptophyta; Magnoliopsida; Malvales; Dipterocarpaceae. The record is from the annotation of a GenBank genome assembly.